Messenger RNA from Polypterus senegalus (gray bichir), 882 nucleotides. RefSeq names its product death-associated protein (gene dap). NCBI's taxonomy places the organism in Eukaryota, Metazoa, Chordata, Cladistia, Polypteriformes, Polypteridae. The coding region runs from base 139 to 453 and encodes 104 amino acids. Gene Ontology annotation, biological process: cellular response to amino acid starvation; negative regulation of autophagy; apoptotic signaling pathway. Gene Ontology annotation, molecular function: death domain binding. The transcript has 4 exons. The record is from RefSeq and is a predicted model, not a curated record.
GUCACGCUGCUGAGUUGCCAAACACUGAAGAAAAGUGGAAAAGCCACGUUGACCGAAGCGAGAAGUAGGGAAGUAACAGCUGGACGAAACGUGGACACGAAGAAAGCGAAAAAACCGUUUUAAUUCGAUCACACAAUCAUGUCAUCGCCUCCGAAGGAAAAACCCGAAACAAAAGCUGGACAUCUACCUGCAGUUAAAGCUGGAGGAAUGAGGAUUGUGCAGAAACACCAGGGAGCUGGUGAAUAUCCCCAAGAGAAGGACAAAGACAGCAAGGAGUAUGAAAGCAGCAGCCCCCCUAAGCCAACUCUGAUCAUUUCUGGAGUUGUUGCAAAGGGCAAUAAGGAUUUUCCGCCUGCUGCAGCUCAGGUAGCUCAUCAGAAGCCUCAGCCAUCUGCAGAGAAGCUGCCCCCGUGUCAUCACGUGCACCAGCAGAUCCACCAGCCUCGCAAGUGAGCCAGAGACGAGGACGUCCAGCCGGUGCGGUCACCUGAGUGCCAUCACGUGAUGCUAGACUUGUGUUGUGUAUUAUUCCCUUUCUUGAAACAAAAGCUAAUUUGAUGAUUAAAUACGAUGUUCUGAUAGGUCAGAAUGUGGAAUUUAGUAGAAAUGGACAGAGAUGUUUUUAAUUUGACAAAUUGGGUAAUUCCAUGUGCCGUCCUUCUUGGUGGCACAUUUCAUAGAAUGAGCCAACGUGUUUAAGAAAAUGAAGGAUGAGCUCAGGCUAUGCAAACAAACCGAUUUAUGAUUGCUUUUGUACGUGAUAAGGUCAUUGAAUCGACAAAGGCAGAGGAGGGCUUUUUUUUUUUUUUUAAGAAUUUUUCAAAAGAUUGAAAUCCUUUAUUAGUUCAGCAAUUGAAAUAAAACAAUUAUUUUUAAGCCUCA